AUGCAGACAAUUGUUUCGCGGUUACCUCCAUCACCGCAGCAGUCUUUCGAAGAUGACGAUUAUAUUUCAAUGCCAGUCAGACCGUACUUAAAAAAUCAUUUCAUGUUUAGGAAACAGUGUGGAGUGAAGACGAGGAGGAUCAUUUUCCUACUUGGGCAGACUCUAAUGAAGUAGAGUUGGGAGACGAUAUUAUCGCGCAGUUAGAGCGCAUAGUCACGUUUAGACAACAGGUGUUUACUAUUCUCAGUACUAUUCCGCCGAAUGAUCAACGCACUGGUUAGUGUUUAACAAUGUUAUCUUGCAUGUUUAACUUUCGUAUUUAAUAACUCUAGCACCAUUGUGGAUUUUUGGAUGUUCUGCCUUCAAAUUUGUCAUUUUCUUACCAUGCUGGUAGUUUGGUUGUAUAAGGGAUCUUUUAUACAGUCGUUCCACCCCACAGGACGCUUAGAAAUUCUAAAAGUUUCUUUUAGACAAAAAUCGACUUUUUGCCAGCAAUUUGCCACUGCACCUUUUAAACCCUAGCUCCAUCAUGGGUCCUUUUUGACUGUCAUUUGCUGUUAUCGCCAUUAAAUAACCACUGAUUUCCGAUUGUCAUAGCACCUGUUCUGAAUUGUUUGCUGUGCACUUGAGCAGCCUUCUUGUCAGCCUGCUGGCAGUAACGUUACAGUUUCUGACCCAGUUCUUAGGACUAUCUCCAUUCAAGUGGCACUUUAUCAACAGCAAUGAUCCAGCACUUCUCAUUCCUUAUCCGACCUUGGAUCAGCUAGCAUUAAUGCCUAUCUAACGGACUCCAGAGUCCGCGACAUCAAGAAUCAGUGUAACCUCUGUUCUGCAAUUGUCGAUUAGACCCUUAGAAAUUGUUGGGAUUCCAUUCUCGAACACCAAACGCCACCUAUCCAAGCAUUUUCUCAAGGUCCCCAUUGAUCACACGCCAAAGUCUUCGGUCGUUCGCCGCGGCGGUGGCGCCAAUUUGGGUAGAGGAGAUUGUGUGUUUCACAAGCUCCCCUUCGUAAUGGUCGAUCACGUGAUUACGAAAUAAUAGGCACUUCCAGAAUUAGCAGGACGUGGUCCGGAAGAGUUAUAUGCGGCGGAUUAUCUUCUCACGACACUGACUAAACGUAGCACAGAUAAACACAGAUAGGUAAAACACCCUCCCACCCGCCUCCGUGAUGGGCUCGAGUGAGGAUCCGAAACGCCAGACCAACAAACUUCUUACUCCAGUGGUUACAUCUUCUUCUAAAGAGGAUAGUGUCUUGCGAUAUGAAGCCAUCGAUCAACAUUUUGGUCUCCCAAGCUUCAAUUUCUAUGCAGUGCUAGAGGCAAGAACUAGAGGGUCGGUCACAGAUUGUGCUUAUCCUAAGUUUCUGUGCAGGGCGAUGUCGUCGGCGUACUCAAAUUCCGUGAUGAACCUCAGUCGUACCUGAGCCAUUUCAUGGUGGGCUUCUCACGGAACCGAAUUUGUCGCAUACCUUUUCUGGCCUGCUGAGGGAACAGUCUUGUGAAACACCAGCUUUCGCGAUUAAAUACUUCGGGACAUAGCUUGAUGGCGCACCGUCAGGCAGAAUGACCUUUCACCGCACAGGUUUGUACUAAUUAUUUCGGUAAAUAUUAUGCUACUUCGACGCGGAUUUUGUGAAUUGGUUGUAAGCAGACCCUUGUGCUUCCAAACGGUCGCUUAAAGACGAAUGAUCAGUAAUCGAAUUUUAUCAGAAAAUACAACGAAAACUGGGGUAAGUGUUUUUACCCUUUUUAUCAUCAUCAAUCUGUCAUAUCCCAAUCAAAAUUAGGGAAGGUCUGACGUCCAAACCCAGACCAACUUUUUUCUGAGCAUUCCGGUCAGGCACUGUUUCUUAAGUCAGAUACCCACAUCUUGCCAACAACAAUCCGAACCUGUAUCUUCAGGACACAAACACCCAUUUCCAUCUUACAUUAUGGGUAAAUCGGCGAACACCACCCUUAUUUGAUUCUAGGCACUGUCGCUUGCACUCAACAAGACGUGGCCCUGUGGGAUAAAUGGCACUUUUUGAUUCGCACGCCAGAUAACCAAUUGGCUCGAUUUAGAAUAUUAAUGGUCAUUUUUGUCAACCUUAUCUUUGUCGGCUGCACACAUUAGAUGCUGGCAAUGACAAACGAACGUUGGAGACGCUUUUACGUCAGCACCACAAACAAUCAUCAGCUGAACUCGUUGGUUGUCUUAUCUCCCUCUAACUUACUGGGCGUUGCCGAUUACACACCGCUAGCACAGACGAGCACAACCUCCCAGACAAAGUGUGCAACAAGCAUUUACAUCUCUCAGCUUCGCUGUGUUUGCUUAUACUUCUUACGACCAUGAUCAUGUCUAGUCCGGCCUACCUCGAUGAUGUCACAGGUCGUACCUCUCCACGCGUGACGAUCUGCAGCGGCGAUCCUGGCGAGCCAGGCCCGCUCUCUCCAUCAGCAUUGGAGACUAAACACCUUAGGUUUAUUGACCACCUACCAGUCCUGACAGAUUGUAUUGGCCAGGAUUUCAGUCAAUGUCAUCGAAGCCUACAGGUGCAUACUAGCGUUAGGUCAAACACCAAUGAUCUGACGGGGUCGACGACGAAGGACGUGCUUGAACCCCCCAGUCGUUUCCGUCGGUUUGCCUGAGAUACUCUUGCGAUGUCGUCACAAUGGGUGCGGAAUAUCUCAUUCGAGACGAAGAAGGUAUACUUCGUGCGAAGGCUGGUUCUCGGGCAGCGAUGCUAAAGUGCCUCUAGACUUCGCCCGUCGUUCCUGCAUAUAGCCCAGCAUUCGCAAUCGCAUAGGACUUAUUGGAUGGAUCUAUCCCGUCGGGUCCACAGGCCCGUUCUACGGAUUGUGAAAGCCCUGCGAGUAGCAUCAAUCCGGGAGACUUUGUCGUUUUGCCCUGUCCAUUCGGCAGAGCCCUCGCCCCGAGAGGUUUGCAACUGUCCUCUUCCUCAAAUUGACAGUCAAUAAUUCGGGAGGGGGCGCCUUCUCCUGGUGAAGGAUACAGUUCGGAAGCAACUUGGUCUUCCCAUUCCUUGUAUAAAGACCGACUGAUUUAGCGAAUUCAUUCACCCCGACACCACAUCCUAUAGGUCAGCAAACAUAGACGCUAGCAGGACGGUAUCGUCUUCGUUGUCUAGUUCAGCCAGCCGGCCCCCAUGUGCCAGUCUAACACCAUAAAAAUCGUGUAGGGCCCCUCUGAGAAUCAGGUCGAUAAUGCAGUUGAACAGAGUACAACCUUGUCGAACGUCAGACCCAAUUUCAAAGAGCAGUCUGAAGACUCCAUUUUUACGGACCAGUGGCGCAAGCACUCGACGCCUGCUAUUGUGUCCGCACUGUCAACGGGGAUCGCACCGGCCUCGUUAAACACCGCCGACCCUGUACAGUGCCAACACGACCAGACCGUGCCUCAUCUCGUGAAACACUACCAUUAGUAUCACUGGUGAGGAUACUCUUACCGUCCUGCCAAACAUCACUAUCAUCGCCCCUUUCACCGGCAAUGUGGACUUAAUUCCAGCCUGUCCAUGUUUCGAUCGCAACUUCGAUUGAAGAUCGGCCCAGUCGGUCACUUUCGCACACGUCGCACUGAAACGGACGAACCAGCGUGAGGAGUCCCGACAUACGCCCGUCAAUCCCGCCCCAUCUGCCCCAGGACAUUUAGACGCUACAUUGUUCUAUUCGGCCAUAUAUAUGUACCUCUGUGAAAAUCGUUGGCAAAAAACCGCAGUCCAGAUCCUAUUACCACACCCCGCUCUACCUGUACAUACACCCCCCGGAUAUACAUGAGACUGCUCCACGACGCUUGCACACGCAAUACUACCGAAACAUCCACUGUCUCUCUCUUGCAGCAGGAGUACAAUCCAUUUGCUAUCAUUGGGAUGGCAAGAGGGGGGGGGUAAGCGUAGUAUACCAGAUCAUGCGCAUCCCAGCUGGGUGCGGAGCAUGUCCUGUAGUGUAUCCUGACACAUGAAGUGGGACCAUGUCGUGUGUAGCACGCGCGAACGGGCUGUUUAGCUUUGUUGGGGACUGUGCCCAAUCUCACCGCCGGUUGUUUGACCGGCCCAGAUAGCAUCCUUGUGCAUGAGAGAAGAAAGAAAAUGAGACUGACACUGGGGGAAUCAUUCUCCACGGCAAACCAGCACCUUAAAUCUAUCUCGAAGGGCAAGCAGUCAAUACAAGGAAGGCUAUCAGCCGACGGAAUAACUCGGUCAUUCUCAAGACUGACAGUCAAGCUGUAAUGGCUCCUCACCGUGGCCGUUCUGACAUCCUCAAUUAUGUUAUGCAGUGAGAACCAAGUCGUGCCUGACACGAAUAGGUAGGCUGUUUAGCCUUACCACCCACUGCAUUAUUGCUCACCUCAAAUAAUUUCGAUAUUGUCUUGUCACUGGAGAAAGCUGGGUGAAGGAGGAGAAAGUGCUGUAGAUGCUAUGCACGUCCGCUUCACUUGAAACUAGUUCUCGCGCAAUUCGCCAGCGUUGCGCCCACUCCGUGGGGCACGCGGCAAACAUCGUCGCGUGGGAGACGCUCCCGGGAUCUUAAUUUCCCGAGAGCCUAGUUUGGGAAUUCACUUUGAACAAGUAGAAGACAUCCACAUUGUACUGAUGAGGGCUGCCUACAGUCGAAUUUUAGACACUGGGUCGAAGGACUUUCACACCUCCCAACAUCCAACACCAAAGGUUGGUUCCCGACUGGGUAGUCCGGCUUGCAUACUGUCUUCACGCACCACCGCACCGAGAUAGCGGAGCGCGUCGGUUCCCGCGAACGUCGUAGCAUAGAUCGCAAUAAUUUAAUCAGACAUUGUUACAUGGUUUCUUGGGUAUCUUGAGUGCAGACUGGUAUCAAGCAACCUCUUGGACUGUUUGUUCGAGGCAGUCUCCCCUAACGCUACGGCUCAAUAAUCAGGGUUCACGGCUACCAUACCACAUUGCCGUCAUCGGAUUUUGCAAUGUUUUACGAGGCAGUCACCGUACCAGACCUCAAUCGUCCACGUCCGAGUUGUAUUUUCACUGCUGGUCCGCGAUGGGUUAUUCGUCAGACCUGAGUGCCUGCUUAUUUCACAACUAUGCUUCGCUGGGGGCCGUUCCACUAUCCGCCAUCUGUGGACGCGGUGGUGGGCCAGCAGCUAGGCUAAUAGAUAAACCCGUCAUCCCUGUCUGUCUAUUGGCUCCAAUCCAUAUUGUAUGUGCUCACUUCUUGCUGUUGUUUUUCCUCGUAUUUCGCGUUACCUGUGACAGUUAUUGUCAUUCAUUUCUCGGCAGCUAAUCUAGCAGACAGUAGUAAUUAGCAACUCCGACGCAUCACAGCCAGCCUGUUCUUGUGUAUAACCAGAUCUUGACGGCCGUUAUCCGUCUUAACUGUUAGUGAUAUUAUUUAAACGAAUCCAUGAUAGCAAAUUUUUGUAAUUUUUAGAACUGAAGUAUGACCUUAUGCAAAAAGUGGAAAGUCUCGAGACGCGCGCCAUUGUCUUUCUCACACUUCCGCCAAAAUCAGUUUAUGGGGACGACUACACCCAGGUUGAUGACAACAUUUAUGCCCCUUUCGGCCGUUUUAUCGCUGACGCCGAACACUACCUCAGACAGGCAGUCGCUCUUGCCGAAAGCAGGGAUCCUCUAGAAGAGACCGCUUCGGACAUGGAUCAGGUGUCUUCUUCUGUGAGUUCGCAACUGAAUGCCGUUCGAUUACUUCGAAAGUCUACUUUGUUUUCGCGCUCCUUCUAAGUAUGCGUCUCUUUGACAGGAGUCCGAAUCGUCGGUGGAAGAGCCGCCAGUCUGCAUACCUGGGUUCUCUAGAACCCAAGCCUUAAGGGUCACGAAGGCCAUCGAGAAUGCCAUUUUCUCUCUCCUCUCGGAUCCUCAAUAUCGCACUUCGACCGCUCUUGUAAAAACUGUCAUUGGCUCGGCAUGUAGUCAGGUAGGUCCCUACUUCUUUUCCUAAGUACUUUCCCGAAUGUAAUACUAUCUCUGUGGAUUGCUUUCAAUUUCUACUAAUUCCCAGCACUGUCUGCUGACUUUUAUUUUUUUCAGAUUACACGAAACGAUCCAGAACACUGCUUGAACCGAACGAACUAUUUGCUCACCUUCUUAAAAGGUGCAGCGGUGCGACCUCCAGGGUCGACUAUUCAAGGCGGUGAUCGGUUCUGUCUGGACGCUUUACCCGGGGGACAUGGACGAACUUACGCCUGGCACUGUCUUAUCACCGCGGCUAUUGCUCAGGCGAAACACCAAUUUGCCUAUUCUCUGGAGAGCACCCUGCCGUUCGCGGCUGUGCUAGCUACACUCCUCAGCUGCUAUCCAGACGAAGUGGUAGGCAUACAUUUUCCCGACACGAAUCACAAAAGUUUGUCAGUAUGACAAAACAAACCUGCCCCCUUUGAUUGUCGUCGAUCGGAAUAAGUUAAUCCACGCGAAAGACCGUUUUCAGAAAGUCACCGCCAGGCCUGUGCAAGUGCAUAUAUAGGACUUAGAAAUAGAUCGUUAGGUGAAAGAAUCAACGUCGUCAUUUCCCCAGUAUACUGCCUAUUCCAGAGCGAAUUAUGUAUACUAAGAAGUCUCACUGUCUCACUGAUGCGCCCGCGAAGCGAAAUGCUGCCCACAUGAACAGCAAUGACCGACCAGUCCACCGGCUGACGGGAGAGACCAAGCGGCACGUUGAUAUGACUACAAUUACGCCGACCCCACAGGGAACAAAGGUCACACAGGCCUGUCCGCGGUCAGCCCCGGGGAGGUCUAAGCCACUCGGUGGCAAGUAGGCAGGUCAAAGUUCGUGUGUCGAGCACGGCUAUAAUACGAGGCAAGCGGCAAGACUGAACAAGUCAAGGCCGGCAGGAGCGGAGAAUACGCUACUCUGAUGAUGGAAACGAGGAAGUUUCCGAAACGUCAGUUCGAAUACAAUAUGGUCCAUGAAUUCGCCCUCACUUCUUCUUCGGCAGAUGAUCAACGCGAUACCAAGAAAUGUAUAACUUCUUUUUACAAAUGCUCUGUUCAAGCCACAUGUGUUCUGCCUUCAUAGAUUCCGUGGGUUCACUUCGCACCUAUUCUCCAUACCAGGUCUUCAUAAGCGUAUAGGCCAUGACAUAACUCCGUUAGUCCAUUCCUGUAUUCGCAGAGCCUCUAGCCGUUGUCCGCUGCAUCUUGCUCAGAUUCGUCAUCCAUAAGUUACUGACAGUUGUCCCAAUGUAGGCAGUAUGACACUUAUAGGGGUUUUAGUCUCACCGCGACUUGAAUUGCUGCCCCUAGACAUGAAACGAGGCCUGGGCAAUGAAGUCUUAUCGGACAUCGAGGGACAUUCUCAGCGUCAUGAUUUUAACGUAGGUGGAGUCCUUCUUCGGAUCACUAACUUCUCUGAUUAAUGACAGGUCAUACCUUAGAAUAUUAGUUUCCCAUGGUCAGCCGAGUGGGACGGACGAAGAAAUGGCUAAGGGAAGGGCGAGUGCACUUGCUGGCCUAGUUGCUGGUCACCUGUCGCGUCCACAGAUGGCGGAUAGGGGAACGGCCUCCAGCGCAGCAUUGUUGAGAAAUAAGCAAGCACUCGAGUCUGAGGAAUAACCCGUCGCGGACCAGCAGUGACGACUGAGGUUUGGUACCUGGAUUUUCUUAUAAAAUAUUGUAAAAUCCGAUGACGACACUGUUAUAUGUCAACCGCGGACUGCUAUUAAGUACGUUUGUUUACCACGACUGCCUUGUGCUUAGAUUCUUCAGCCGCAGCGCUAGGGAAGACUGCCUUGAACAAACAAUCCAAUAGGCUGUUUGCUUCCAGCCUUCACUGAAGAUACCCAAGAAUUCUCGUAGCAGUCUGAUUCAAUUACUACGAUCCGUGCUACGACGUCCUCGGGAACCGCCGCGCUCCGCUACGUUGGUGCGGGCAGGUAAUGUGCGAGCGGGGCUACCAGUUGACUUCAACCAAUGCUCGGCAUUGUCAGUUAUCUUGGCGGCUGCGAAUUGGGGCGCGUGACCCGCGCCGAAUGUGUGGACAGCCAUUUACGAUGAUUCGUCUUCCCGUCGCACAUUCGUGCAUACAGGCCCGGCAUGUCGUCGGUCCGACCUCUGUGAUUGCAUGAGUAGGUUAAGCAUGUCAUACGAUACGCUAGACCAGACUGUUUCCUAGGGUUUAAUCGGCACGUUUUUUGUGAUCCCGCUGCGCGUGAUUGCUCUGAUUCGACGUAUAAUUGCAACACUUGGUUCAUAGCAAUGCUCUCAGGUGUCCUCCUCCUGUGUGUGCCAAAUCUGCUGCAUCCUAGAUAGUGUUUCAUUUUGGAUUCUACGGACGAAAACAUAGGCGUGGGGUUAAACACGCCUUCGGGUGGCCAUUCUGCAUAAAUUGUUCGCUGAGAUAUCGGGCCUCAUGUGCUCUUGCACAGGUUCGAGGAUUUGGUAAAAUAAACAAAAGGGUCGGUGUUCCACCAGGCGCUUUCCUCCUUUUUUACAAGUGUUUGAUGGUGGAGGUUCAGUCUAGGCUCAACUGCCUAGGUUAUGCACACUAUCUUAUCCGUUUAAGAAAAAAUAGCCUCUCAUACCUCCCAAUUUGUUGUUCAUUCCGCCAACUUCCCGCUUUUGAAAUCCCUCUGUCCCCCCACCAGCCACAUUUUUUGUCGAGACUCACGCUCGCCUGUCCCCUCCUCGCCUCUUUUGCCGACGGAAGUCUCCUUCAGUCCCUCCCAGAGGUGAUCCAGCCUCAGGAGAGCGAUCUGACGGCCUGGCGUGGCGUUUCACGACUCUUUGCCGCCGUCGUUCUCGCUCGCACACCGCCUGGCUUUAAAAACCGACCGCCCUAUCUGAAUCCAAAGCUGCUCUGGCUAACGAUGGCCGGUCUGAUUCGUCGUCCUUUCUUUCCCCAAGCGACCGCCGUGGUAAGAUGAAAAGAAAACGGCCGUACUCACUGCGGACGGCCACUUACCACUGAUUUACUUUUUUUCGACUCUUGAUGCUCAUGCCAUCUAACGCAGUGCCCACCAGUUAGCCCGCCCCAAGACCGGCAGUGCUUUCGACUUAUGGGCGGAAUGAUAAGGAAUCUGUCUGACCCUGGAAUGAUUGCUACUCCACUUGUUAAGUGAUGGCCGAUCAGUAGCAUAUCGCGAUUGAAGUUGAGGUUUCUUAUUAAGUUGGAGGCGGACUUGAGGUGCGUACCUGGUUAACCUGUAUGUUGGUUAACGCAGUAGCAUUGAUAAUACCGCGGGGAUUUUGUAAUUAUGAAUCCCAUUUGAUGCUUGCCAGAAGGGCUUCUCUUUAUGGUCCCCCACUAGUGAUUUCCUUGCUAGUUGAUCUGGGGUUAAUUCAGAUUGGCAGUGAUAAUCUUAGCUUCAUGUUCUCGACAGAAAGUAGGUAUUUUGGGAUGUGUAGAGGUAAGCCGUACUAUUGUCGAACGUUCCAUUUAGGUUUUCCUAAACAACCGUAAAUGCGGCGAGGAACUGGCCCAAUGGAUCCUUGCUACAUGCUUAAUUUCAUCUUGAAUGGGCUACCGACAGUUCGACCGUCGUACUCAACGAUGUCCACCGUGUGCUCCACAGCAAGGUGAAACAGGCACGGUGACUUUCACGAGAACUAGUUUAUGGUGAGAGUAUACUUGCUCAAUAUUUACCGCACUCUUUCCUCCUCCCCACCUGGACUCGGUGUCAAGACAGUCAAGAAAGCCGGAGGCGGGGGCGGGGGAGCGCAGGUGGAUGACACGGUCGAGCCCGCACCUUAGUGCUCCACUCCACACCCCUUGGUUCACAACAAACGCUUGACAACCGCUUGAUUUUAACCAACAGCACCGCAACGGGUCAAAAAGACGAGGAUGACUGGACAGCCCUGCUCACAACCUGUACACCCAGCGGGAGCGCAAGUGCAUCUAGCGGCAGGGAACCAGGUGCCAGAGAACCGCCAACGCACACAAGAUUGCUAGGGUCAUGGUCUACUGGUCAUGCCUACAUACUUUAAGGCCGCGAGCUGCCAGGACGACCCAUAGGACACUCCUGAAGCUACUACAAACUUACGCUGUAUUAAUCUUCAUAGCUUAACGCAAUCGGGCAAUUUCGCCAUGAUAAUCGAGGUCAACCAGUCGCAAUCGAGACGCGAUUCCAACACCUUAGAACGACGUAUGUCUCUUGUUCAAAUUCCAUUAAUCACGCAGCUGUACAGAAAGAUGAUAAUAUGCAGACUAUUUGAACGAUCUAUCGGAUCAAAAUGAGCCUGCAAUCGCAACUGACGUUUGAACGUUUACGAAGUAAAUACGUGUAACGCACAGUGUUUUCAGAAAUACCUUAAAUGUCCCAUCUGAUUUUCAUUGUUCAUCUGUCUGUCUCGGAUCCUUUAAGUAGAGAUAUUUGGUACCGUAGUAUGUUGUUUAAUUAUUAUUUGUAUGCUACAUGGAAAAACCAAUACAUUCUUCGUGAAUCUCGGGAAGGAAGUGCUUCUUGAGAACAGUUUAAUAGGUACAAAUUUUAUGCUACUUUAGGCCAUUUUAAUCUUGCAAUCCAGCUCCAUGUCGUACCAUUUUUGAAAUAAUAAAGCCUGAUAGGUAUCGCAGAUUCCCGCUUAGUUUGUUUCAAAGUAAAAAGACAGCAUCCUAACCCAGUAGUUAGUGGUGUCUAGGACACUGGGGAUCGCAGAAGCCCCACAAGUAAUAAUAUGACAUUAGUUAGCAACCGUGAAAAUCCUCGAAUCAUGACACCUAAAAAACCCAUCUGGGCACAUUUCCGCAAAUGAGUAUUAUCGUCUUAUGUGAUAAGAUGAUGUAACGAGUUGAACCCCGCGCAAAAUCGGCGAAAUACGCGUGUCUGGACUUUUAGCUAGUACCUGUGCUGCCAGCGUGGUGAAUUAGUCGGUAUUUGUUUAUUACUGACGGUCUGUUGGCAGCUUGUGAGUAUUACACGAUUAUUCCGCAGUAGUUGAUGGAUUUCAGCCCAAGUAUACAUAUCCUCUUUUUGUUCCCGGAGGAUUUAUUCCAAGUUCGUACACUAAUUUUCGAGGAAACUAAAAAGGACAGGGUAGUCCUUUGCCCCUAUCUUGACACUUGAAGGAGAGACGCGUUGGUCAUUGGCUAAACAAGGUAUUGUGUAGUCGCUGCUACACAGAAGUCAUAUAGGUCUGACCGACGCUUCUGGUCGGCACAACUUCACCCACUUUUCUGUACCUUGCGCCAGCUCGGACAAUAUUUGGCGUUGUUAACUCGACGGUGGCAUCCGUUAUCAGGCUACGCAAUGCACGGCCAGUAGACAGACCAGACUUAAUUUUCGACUGUUGAAACAAAUUUCCUAUUGACUACUUGGUAGAUCAAGAAUAUGUGUCCUCCCUGCACUAUCUUCCUACAAAGUGCCUUUUUAAUGCAUUAAAACAAGCUUUCCGGCCAAAUAGGAUUUGUUCCUUUUUGCAUAUUUAAGUAAGCCACGUUUCAUCUCCUAGAAGGCUCCUAUUACCUCUAUCCCCAUAUUACGGAUGACCUUGUUUCAUAGUUUAGGGGACGGGGGCAGGGGUUAUGGGUACACAUAUCCGUGUCCGACCUACCACUUUUGUACUUUCUCUGCAUUAUUCGUAGCAUUAUUCACCCAUUUGGUAACUCGCCCUCCCAGCACUGUAGCUCACAUUUACAACAAAGUGGUUAUGUGUGUAGGGAAACCGAGUCGUGUGUGGCACACAUACACACAGUGCGGCGCUGUUUAACUCUGGCAGUCACGCGCACCCAACACCGACCGGCUCGGACAGUGUACUGGUGUCUGAGAAAGGGAGGCAAGAGCGAGGUCGCCUCUCUCGACUGCGUCCCCACGACACGUCAGCGUACUCCUCACUAUGGUCUGAUACGCUUUGAAGGUAUCCAAACGCGCUAAAAGUCGUGGUUUGGAGAAAGAUUAUCUCCCGGCUUUACAAAUUUUCGAAUUGUGAAAUUCUUUAAGACCGUGAAAUCUCCAAUCAUACAGCAGCGCAUCAGCGUGUUUACUAAUGUCGCUUAUAAAGUAGAGAACAUGGUCCAUAUUCAUUGCAAACUUUUACGGGGCCUAUACGCCCCAUUCAUAAUAGCAUAUAGAAAUGUGUGGUUUUCCUUACACGGAAAGUAUACCGCUUGUAGCUUGGAGACCCUGAAUGCACGCGUAACUGCAGGUCGGGCACAAAAUUAUUCGGGAAUUUAAAGUUUUUAAAACCGAAUGAUACUCUUCCCUCAAGUGCAAGAUUUGGGGCAGACGUAAUUUACUACCAAAUGAGUAAAAGGAAGAAUAUUUUUUGUGUUGAACAUAUGUCUAACCCGCCCCCUCUAUGCCUAGACCUGCUGGACUGGGCGUUCUUGAGUGCCGUUUCUUGAGACCCAUGUUUUGAGCAAGAUACCCAGAAUUUACCUCAGGUCUGACCAUCUGGGCCCUUUGGACUAGAUUGCGAAAAUAUCGCGGGCCGUUCAGACGUAAAUCCUGAAGGGACCAAACACAGUCCUAAUCCUACGCCCCAUGGAUUUAGUGUUGAUGUCCUAAAUCCAACACCGCUUCCUCUUCGAAGGCCAAGCAGACUUGCCCACUCCCAGACGCGACUCGACAGUCCUCCAAACUUGGCAAUUCAUGGCUGAAACAGAGCGCGGAUCCAUAUGCUCUGCUCGCCACUGGAUAUCGCCACGCAAGGGAGAGCAUGAUGCGAGGUGCCAUUAAACAGCAACUAGAUCAACCACCAUUGAUCCAGUAUCGAAUACGGUCAAGGGUAAUUUACUGUCAGGCAGAACACACGUUUACCAACCGCGUGCUAUGCUCUGCAGUUGUUUAUUUGCAAGGGCUUUUUGACACUAAGAACCACGUUGUAAUAAGCUCCGGCAGGUUGCAGCUCCAACAAUCGAACUCCUGCCCACAUAUAGCCGUAUAACGUGGCCACGACAGUUGUGACGUUUUAAUUUCGUAUAAGACGCAAUGACUUCUUCAAGCAAAAUUCCAAUAUUAAGAUUUCCCUUCAUUUGCGCCCAUUUUUGACUUAUCGUGUGUUUUUUCGUUCUCUGCCUCCUAACCUAGGUCCUCUUGGGUUUGAUUGAGGUUGGGGGAUUCACACUGCGUCGCCUCUAUGGACGACAAACUGACCGCCUCCUGAAGACAAUCACAAAAGUUAUCGACAAUUCGGAAGUCCUCGCCUAUUCUGCUCCCGAACUCGCGCUUAUAACCUGUAUAGAAGAAGGUUUAAAAACUGGCAAGUUCCCCGGCGGGUUCGGAUGUCUUAUGGAUGAUUUUUGGGGCUAG
Molecule: messenger RNA, 13165 nt
Organism: Spirometra erinaceieuropaei
Lineage: Eukaryota; Metazoa; Platyhelminthes; Cestoda; Diphyllobothriidea; Diphyllobothriidae
Source: the annotation of a GenBank genome assembly